Carassius auratus (goldfish) is the source of this 3146-nucleotide messenger RNA. Its product is annotated as somatostatin receptor type 5-like. Gene Ontology annotation, cellular component: neuron projection; plasma membrane. The coding region runs from base 458 to 1897 and encodes 479 amino acids. The record is from RefSeq and is a predicted model, not a curated record. Gene Ontology annotation, molecular function: somatostatin receptor activity; neuropeptide binding. Gene Ontology annotation, biological process: neuropeptide signaling pathway. Lineage: Eukaryota; Metazoa; Chordata; Actinopteri; Cypriniformes; Cyprinidae. The transcript has 3 exons.
GGGUACCGAAUUGAUUUAUAUCACGCCUACCUUCCUUUGGCGUGUGAUUGCGGAAGAGCCGUUACCUGGUUACAGGGGAGUGAUGGAGCACUGAGUAAGGCAAUCUUCAGGACUCCACAGAUAUGAGAGUUUCUCUCGCGCCCACCGAGUCAAAGCCAGCAGCAUCUCCGGAGCGCGCGACAAACAGCUCGUCCACGAAAAGCUGAUUAACCUCUUAAUUAAGUUACAAAUAUCACCACGGACAGUCUCAAGUUUGGCAUAUUCCCAGUUAGAAGAAGCAAGUUGGUCGACAAAUAUUGGUGUAAGCACAGAGGUCUUUGCGGACCAAUUUUCCCACUACUCCAAGUAUCAUUCAACACCUGCCCCCUUCCUGCGGUUCAGUACACAGGCUCCCUGCUCACAGUAUUUUUUUAGGACAAUGGCCCCCAGCUGAAGGCAGUGACGGAAAGAGACUGAGAUGGAGCUGACCUCAGUAGACGCCUCUGCUGUGCUGGGCAUAUGGGGCAGUGGCUCCAUUCCUGGUUUCCUCCUUAAUGAGAGCAUUCUCAAUGACACUUGCUUCCUCAAUACUUCAAACUGCACUAAUGGAAGUGAUGCAGCGAACCGAGCAGGAACAAGCAUGGCAGGAAUCCUCAUUCCUCUUAUUUACAUCAUUGUCUGCAUCGUUGGCCUGGGAGGAAACUCACUGGUCAUUCACAUAGUCCUGCACUACUCCAAGACAGAGUCAGUGACCAACAUCUACAUCCUGAAUCUAGCUAUAGCUGAUGAACUUUUCAUGCUGGGCCUGCCGUUCCUCGCUGUGCAGAACGCCAUGCACUCCUGGCCCUUCGGCUCAUUCACGUGCAGAUUAGUCAUGACCGUUGACGGCAUUAACCAGUUCACCAGCAUUUUCUGCCUCACUGUGAUGAGCAUUGAUCGCUACCUGGCCGUGGUUCAUCCUAUUCGGUCCUCCAAAUGGAGGCGACCACAGGUGGCCAAGGCAGUGAAUGGAACAAUCUGGGCGGUCUCCUUUUUGGUAGUCUUGCCUGUUGUGAUUUUUGCAAAUGUGCAAAGGGAAGGAGGCAUCUGCAACAUCAUAUGGCCAGAGCCAGCCAACAUCUGGGGAGCAGCAUUUAUAAUCUACACCUCCACAGUUGGCUUUUUCUUUCCCUUGCUAGUCAUCUGCAUGUGCUAUCUCCUAAUCGUGAUCAAAAUUCGCAGCUCGGGAAAGAAGGUUCAUGCCACUUCAACCAAACGGCGCAAAUCGGAGCGCAAAGUCACGCGAAUGGUGGUGAUAGUAGUGGCUGUGUUUGUUUUCUGCUGGAUGCCGUUUUACGCCCUCAACAUCAUAAACCUGGUUGAAUCGCUGCGUGAUGAGCCCCAAGGUCUGCAUCUUUUUGUGGUGGUAUUGUCUUACGCUAACAGCUGUGCUAACCCUAUUGUGUAUGGCUUCCUUUCGGACAACUUCAAACGGGGAUUUCGAAAGGCUCUGUGCCGUUCAACUCGAAGGGUCGAGAACCACGAACCCACCAAGCAGCAGAAUCAAGAGGAAGGAAGAAGAGUGCUGAUGCCCAGGGAAAGCCUUAGAAGAACAGUCAGAGAUGAAGAGGAUGAGGAUGAGGAAGAGUACAGGGAGGAAGUGACUGAGAUGACAGAAAUCUGCAGGAUUACUCAGAACGCAAAUGGAAACGGACAGCCUGAAAGUACACGAGCGCUUUUCUUAGAGAGACCCUCUGGUACAGGGGUUUCUGAGACAUGUUCCCCAGACAGGAGAGGCAUGGGAGUGGAUGUUCUUGGUAAAGGACCAAGCUUUGGACCUGCUGCAACCCUGCUGAAUGGGGCUAAAAAUGGGAAUGUGAAAACUCUGCCAGAGGAACCGGUGGAAAAGAACGCCUCACUGGAGAUCAGCUACUUGUAAACCUGUGAUCAGCUGGGAAAUCUGUAUUAUUGUACAUGCCUCCUUGAACUCUAUGCGGUUUGUAUUUACUGCCUCUCCUGAAGUUUAUCAACUCGUCCUCAUGUCUGAAUUUACUAAGAAAUGUAGGGGUGCACGAUAAAUAAACGCUGAUAAUGAACGUGGAUUUGUGCAGCUUGUCAGUUAACAACAGCUCUGUGUACAGCUGCUCUAUGUGAAAUCACGCACCUGAUGGAAUUUACCACUGAUUAGAGAACCGGAUUUGAUGACGAGAUGCACAGUAAUUAUCGGCCGAUAUUUAUCUUGCACCCCUAAUGAAAUUUCCUCCUAGUGAUUAGAUUUGUUUAGUAGGGUAGUAUACAAUCUGAAAACUGUUUGAAAAGUCACAUUGAAUUUUGCCUUACUUAUAGGUCUUGGCAAAUCAAAACAAGGGUCAUCUGCAGCAUUCAAUGGUAUCAGUACCUAUAUGGGACCAGCAUCACAAUAUGUGAAGCAUCUAUGUGCCUUUUUCUAAAUUUGUUUAGGAGAUCUAAGUAAUGCAAUGAAUCCAUGGCUACGACUGGGCACUAGAUCAACAAGUACAUUUACAUGCACUUAUGCUCGAUUACACCUGUGCAUGUGAACAUACUUAGUGAGAUUGUAGCAUAUUUACUAUGUGAUAAAAAAAAUAAUAAUAAUUGGACAAUAUUUUGUAUAAGGGAACAGGUGUCCUUGUAGUUUUCAGCUUGUAGCUUUCUCUAAAUAUAUUUGUAUGUGCUUUUUGCCUUACUUUGUUUGUAAAAGUAUUGUACACUAAUUGAAGGCUGUUACUAACAGGUCUUCACACUCUACAUACACAAAAUUGACUUGUCAUUAUUUAUUCAAAAAUGAUGAAUUUUUAUAGACUCUUAAUGUAGCCUUCAUGUAUACAAUAACAAUUUAUAGUGACUAUGUCCACGGGCCUGUACAAUGAAGCUGGAUUAGCAGGCUAGCCAGGAAAGUUUCAGGUCAUUUUGCACCAAUCCUGGGUUUUAGGUACCAUGUAAGUGGCUUGGCUUUUAGCGGCAUUCACUUCCAUAGUAACUUACACUCCAAGGCUAACCUGCUUCAGGGCAGGUUAUGUUCUGGGUUAGAGAGCUCAAACUGAAUGUGGACCAAUCAGAUGUGAGAAAUGUGACACAUGUCUGACACAGAGUCACUCCCCUGUUUUAUCUUGCGCCAAAUUAAAGGUCACUAAUGGCAAAAACAAAACAAAACACUGCCUUUAAUGGUA